CAUAUGUUAAUGUUAAUCACACGAGUCCCGGAUAAGAACAUUCGAACAAAUACCAACACACAAAAGAAAGAAGAAGAAUGUUGUCGAGGUUGUUCAAGGCUGGUGAGAAGGUUCUGUCCAAUCUUGUUAACAAGAAAGACUUUCACAUGGCGUCGAGCAAUACAGAGAAUCCUCCCAAAGUGCAAGAGCUUUACGAGCUCUGCAAAUCCACUUUCACUGGGAAAGCUCCUUCUCCUGGUUCCACCCCCGUCCAAAAAUUAUGCUAUCUCUUGGAUUCAGUGAGUCCUGGAGAUGUUGGGCUUGAAGAGGAAGCUCAAGAUGAUGAUAGAGGCUAUGGAGUUUCUGGGGUUAGCCGCGUCAACAGAGUAGGAAGAUGGGCUCAGCCGAUCACAUUCUUAGACAUUCAUGAAUGUGAUACCUUUACAAUGUGUGUUUUUUGCUUCCCAACAUCCUCAGUGAUUCCAUUGCAUGACCAUCCAGAGAUGACUGUCUUUAGCAAAAUCCUCUAUGGAUCACUUCAUGUUAAAGCUUACGACUGGGUCGAACCUCCAUGUAUUAUCACACAUGACAAAUCACAAGCAGCACGGUUGGCGAAACUGGUUACCGACAAAGUGAUAACGCCUCAGUCUGAACUACCAGUGUUGUACCCAAAGACUGGAGGCAAUCUUCAUUGUUUCACUGCGCUGACUCCAUGUGCGGUGCUGGACAUUCUCACACCUCCUUACAACGAAAGCGCUGGCAGGUCUUGCAGUUACUACAUUGACUAUCCUUUCUCCACUUUCGCACUGGAGGAAGGAGUGAAGAGCGUGGAAGGAAAGGAAGACGAGUACGCUUGGCUUGUGCAGAUAGAUACACCCGAUGAGCUUCACAUGCGUCCCGGAUCGUAUACGGGUCCAACUAUUCAAGUUUAGAUUGUUGCAAGUUGGUUUUGUAGCUAAGUAGAGAGUACUCUUGUAUCAUUGUUCCUGGAGAAGAUGUCAAAUACAGUUUCGGGUUAAAGAUACUCCUUCAUCAGUGCAUGUCUGAUUCACACGAUUAUAUUAUAAACUAUUGAAACUGUUUAAAAAA
Brassica oleracea var. oleracea is the source of this 1068-nucleotide messenger RNA. Its product is annotated as plant cysteine oxidase 3. The transcript has 5 exons. Gene Ontology annotation, molecular function: oxidoreductase activity, acting on single donors with incorporation of molecular oxygen, incorporation of two atoms of oxygen. The coding region runs from base 78 to 911 and encodes 277 amino acids. The record is from RefSeq and is a predicted model, not a curated record. Lineage: Eukaryota; Viridiplantae; Streptophyta; Magnoliopsida; Brassicales; Brassicaceae.